Molecule: messenger RNA, 4221 nt
Organism: Esox lucius (northern pike)
Lineage: Eukaryota; Metazoa; Chordata; Actinopteri; Esociformes; Esocidae
Gene: sall1b
Product: spalt-like transcription factor 1b
Exons: 3
Coding region: 200-4141 (1313 amino acids)
Biological process (GO): regulation of transcription by RNA polymerase II
Cellular component (GO): nucleus
Molecular function (GO): DNA-binding transcription factor activity, RNA polymerase II-specific; RNA polymerase II cis-regulatory region sequence-specific DNA binding
Source: RefSeq, a predicted model, not a curated record
ACAUAACAUUUCUUAAUUUAAAACACUUAAGUGAAUGAUUUGAUUCUAAGAUCAGCAGGUCAUAAAAUGUUUGUUUUAUGAUAGGACAGUUAGGACAACUGCGAAUUGCCUGUUGAGAGACUAACUCCGCUCGCGGUGUCUCUGCUGCGUGAAUAGGUGGUGCGCGCUCUAUGGCUGGCAAAACAUUCAUAUAGAGUUUAUGGGACACCAACUGGAUGGAUUCAGCUUCCGUAACUCCGAAGAAUUUUUGAGAACAUUUUCUCUUGAUGUUUGGGACUUGGACAUUAUCAUGUCGCGCAGGAAACAAGCAAAUCCUCAACAUGUACAGUUCGAUCAUAAUAUGUCUUUAUCGGAACACAUGGGAGACACACUCCUUCUUUUGGAGACUCCACCUUGCAUAUUAGACUUCAGAGCUCAUGUCUGCCAUAGAUGCUGUGCAGAGUUUGUCGAACUAUCAGAUCUGGAACUACAUGUCAGGAAUUGCUCCCCCAAUCAGUUAGUGCUUGUAGUCAGUGACAAUGACGAUCCAAUGUCAUCUGCUGAGAUAUUCCCUUUAGGAUCGUCGCCCAGGGAACCAGACUACAUCUCUGAAAUGGAAGAGUGCAGUAAUUUGUCGGAGGAGAAAUCAGAUGGGAAUGAAGACUUCAUGGAUGUUUCCCAAAGUAAGAGGAGCCACAAUAGCCUACGUAGCCCCGGUAACACCAGUAGCAGCGAGAGCAGCAGUACUGACAGCACGACUAACAUUGACUCACAUUCCUCAGUUUUACCAACUGUACUACUUCAACCUGGCAACAACCCAUCAGAACAGCAGGGGACCUUCUCAUGGAUCAACAGCAAUGUUGUCAUUGAAAACCUAGAGAACACUAAAGUGGCUGUGGCCCAGUUUUCCCAACAAAGUCAGUUGGACUCACAAAGCAGUGACAGUAGUAAGGUGGCCAUCUCAUCUUUAAUGGAACAACUCCUAGCCCUGCAAUUGCAGCAGAUUCACCAGCUGCAGCUGAUUGAUCAAAUUCGUCACCAGGUGUUGUUGUUUGCCUCCCAAAGGCCUGAGGUAUCAGAGAUUCUGACGUCCACCAACUGCCCUCAGGGUAAUCUAGCAUCAAUGCAACCCAGUCAGCUAACAACUCUCAGUUCCCAUUUAUCCCAGCAGCUAGCAGCAGCUGCUGGCUUAGCCCAGAGUCUUGCCAGCCAGUCUGGCAGUGUCGUACACUUAGAACGAUUAAGAGCAACAGCACAAUUACCGGAGAUGCAUCUUGGUAGCAUUGUGCACUCUAGUACUGAACCCCUACAAAACUUGGGUAAACACAUAGCUUCAGCAGUUAGCAAACAGCCCUAUAGAAAGAAGUACACACAUGAUAGUGGUCCCUAUUCUCAAGUCAGUAUCUCAUCUCAGACCAAAGUGUCCUCAUCCACAACUGGCACGAAUAGCUCGCUAAAUCCUUCAAAUAAAUCCCAUCUCCCUCACCCACCACCCAGCAAUCAAACACUGUCUAGAGCCGGACUAAAUAUUGGCGCAGUUGUGGAGGACCUGAAUGCCUUGACGAUGCUAGCCCAGCAAAGGAAAGGCAAACCACCCAAUGUGACAUCUUUUCAUCCCAAAAGCUGUUCCGAUGAGGCUUUUUUAAAACACAAAUGCAGGUUUUGCGCAAAGGUAUUUGGGAGUGACAGUGCCUUGCAGAUCCAUUUGCGAUCCCACACUGGGGAGAGGCCAUACAAGUGCAAUAUAUGUGGGAACCGUUUCUCCACACGUGGGAACUUGAAGGUACACUUCCAUCGGCACAAAGAAAGGUACCCCCACAUCCAGAUGAACCCUAACCCCGUUCCAGAACACCUGGAUAAUAUCCCAACCAGCACAGGAAUCCCUUAUGGCAUGUCUAUGCCACCAGAGAAACCAAUCACAUGCUGGCUAGAUAGUAAACCAUCAUUAACUACUUUGACUCCUUCUGUUGGCCUGUUGCUCCCAAUUGGAUCACCAAACCUCUUGAUCAAGAAAGAGGAGCAGCCCUUCUCAAUAACAGCUUCCAGUCCUGCUGUGUGUGAACCGUCUAGUGCAGUAAAGUCCUCCAAAAGUUUUGACUUUGUAGAGGCUGGAAAAGUCCCUACAUUUCACAUAUUGAGUCUGAAAACAGACAAUGUUAAACCCCAUUUUACCUAUGCUUCGAAAAUAAGUUCUGUAACAGAAGGAUCGGUUGAUAUAUCCGCCGACGUACCUGUGAUCAACACAAAUCCUAUCGUGUCAGAACAGUUCAGGACCAAAAAUCAUUUUGGGAGUGAUGUUUUUGAUAGCAUUCAGACAUCAGAGACCUCAAAACUCCAGCAGCUCGUGGAGAACAUUGACAAGAAUGUGACAGACCCUAACGAGUGCGCCAUAUGCCAUCGUGUCCUCAGUUGUCAAAGUGCGCUCAGGAUGCACUACCGCACCCACACAGGAGAGCGACCCUUCAGAUGUAAAGUGUGCGGACGGGCAUUCUCCACCAAAGGGAACCUCAAGACACACCAUGCGGUUCAUCGUGCCACGUCACCACUAAGGGUCCAGCACUCAUGCCCCAUAUGCCAGAGGAAGUUCACCAACGCUGUUGUCCUACAGCAGCACAUCCGUAUGCACAUGGGUGACCAGAUUCCCAAUACCCCCAUCUCUGAAAAGAACUACACAAUGUUAGUGAGUGAGAGAAAAUUACAAGAGUUGGAGAAGCUUUCGGACUUUGACGAUGAUAGGGACUUCAAAGAUAGUGGGAUUGCAGGCAUGUCCACUAUUAAUAACUCAUUGUCUGGCAGUUUGUCGCAAUCUCCUUAUACUACUGGAGCAGGCUCCUAUGAUGCAGAGAUGACGACUAACUGUAAUUGGCCAGUGGAGGAGAGGCAGGUCAUUGGUAUAAAGACAACGGGAUUGGGAAAAGAGUAUCAACAGUCCUAUGACUCAUCCCUUGGAUUUGAUAUAAGUGAUGGGAGAUUUGCAGUUUCAGAGAAUACUGCUGCCAAGCAUUCUUUAUCCCCAAGCAAGAUUGUUUCGUUACAUUCUAGCUCCAGAAGCCUUGAAGAAAGGUACCAGAAAGCUUUAUCCCAGGCACAUAUCAGUCCAAGCCCUCUGCAAUACAUUGGCAGCAGCAUGGCAUCCCUUGACCAUAUCAAAUCUUUAAACCCACUGAAGGAUCCCACGAACAUGGUCCACACUUUUCGUGAACAACGGGGCAUCUUUAAGAACACUGCAUGUGAUAUUUGCGGGAAGACAUUUGCAUGUCAAAGUGCCUUGGACAUCCAUUACCGAAGCCAUACUAAGGAGAGGCCGUUCAUUUGCACAGCGUGCAACAGAGGUUUUUCCACCAAGGGGAACCUCAAGCAACACAUGCUGACACAUCAGAUGAGGGACCUGCCAUCUCAGUUGUUUGAGCCAUCCAAUCCCAGCCUUGCGUCCAGCCCUAACUCCUCCAUAAAUCCUCUGGGCUCCCAAAUGAUCAAGACAGAAGUCAACAGUUUCCUAGGUAGUUCUCCCAAUGGGGAACCAAGGGAUCUUCUCUGCAGUUUGGGGAAGACCUCAGCUCCCUCCUCGUCAGCGCUUGCUGCCCCGUCACCUCGGCGUGUUCCCAAGCAGCACUACUGUCACACUUGUGGCAAAACGUUUUCUUCAUCCAGUGCGCUGCAAAUACAUGAGAGGACUCACACUGGGGAAAAGCCAUUUGCCUGCACUGUCUGUGGUCGGGCAUUCACAACCAAAGGAAAUCUUAAGGUCCAUAUGGGAACUCACAUGUGGAGUAGCGCCCUUACCAGACGAGGACGCAGACUGUCUGUGGACGGACCCUUGGUGUUUAUGGGAACUCAUCCUGUGAAGCUACCAGAACCACCCCAGAGGGCAGACAUAAGGUCCAGCAAUGGAGAAUCCUUUUGUCACUGGAACCACUGUGCGGAAUCCUUUUCUCAGGACUUGGUUAAAGGAACAAAUGACAUCUCAGUCAUCCAGAAUGGAGGCCGGCUGUACCUCUCUAGACCAAUGGGGCAUGGAGCCAGCUCGCCCAUCAUGGACAAAUUGCACCAUACAGAACAAAAUGCUGCCCUGGUGCACAAUGGGAAAAACAAUGCUGAAAGAGUGACACGCUUCUGUUUCACGCGUUUGAUAGAAGAGAGGAAGGAAAUGAUUGCCAAUUAAAAUUAUUUUAGGUAGAUAGCAGAUGAUGUUGUUGAUCAACUACAGCUUUUUCUUUUGAAAGACAUUCGAUGGGAUGUUGG